CAACGCACAUUUGUGGCGGACAUGUCGGGGCAUAUGUCGGCCUGGAAACCUCUGUAUAGUGCAGUUGUACUGUUGUAGUUUGAACGCUUGCUGGUGACUCAUAUUUACUUGGCAGUCAUGCUUGGGCAUGUCUAGACCUCCGCUGUUGACUAAUAUGUAAUUUGCGUUUAGGAAAAAGGGGGGUCUAGUCUUGACUUGUUUGGCUGCACAUAUAUAAUGUCAGGUUGUACCUAGGAAAUGGUCAUUAGGAGGGCUGGGUUUGGAUCCUGGCGGAAGCACUUUAUUAAGUAGUUGUAAAUAUUAUUUAUUUCAGGUAAUAGUGCAAUAUAAAGAUGUCUGCUUCUAAUGCGAAGAUAGCAGUUGGUGACUUCCUUAGCAGUAGCUCUUCUGACAUUGUAUCAGAGCCGCAGGGUUUGGUGAGACCUAAGCCGUUACUUAUGAAGCUGUUGAAACAGGCAGGGGCUCCAAAAGAUGUUUUUACAAUGAAGGAGGUCAUAUUUUAUCUUGGACAGUACAUAAUGUCCAAGCAGUUGUAUGACAAAAAACAGCAGCAUCUAGUCCAUUGUGCAAACGAUCUUUUGGGAGAACUGUUUGGAGUACAAAGUUUUUCUGUGAAAGAACCAAGGCGAUUGUAUGCAAUGAUUUCCAAAAACUUGCUAGCAGUUACUGUCAAUCAAGAUUCUAUUAAUGUUCACACAGCUGUGAAGGACACAGAAUGCAACCAUGAAAAUGAGACAGAUUUAAAGGAGUCCUCCUGUGAGGAAGGCCCUGUGGCUGUAGCAAUGAGUAGUAGGCCGUCUACUUCUUGUCGAAGAACAUUCAGUGAAACAGAAGAUGCUUCUUCAGAUGAUCAAAGUUCAGACCAUCGUAAACGUCAUAAAUCUGAUAGUAUUUCUGUCACCUUUGAUGAAAGCCUGUCAUGGUAUGUUAUAAGUGGUGGUUGUCGUGAUCGAAGAAGCAGUGAUUCAACAGACACUUAUUCAGAUGCUGGUGGUAAUGCUUCGGCAAGUGAAAACUCUGAUAGCUGGUAUGAUCAGGACUCUGAGUCUGACCAGUUUAGUGUCGAGUUUGAGGUGGAGUCUGUAUACUCUGAAGGAUACAGUAAUAAUGAUGACAUACAGGAGUUCACAGAUGAAGAUGAUGAGGGAUUAUUGGAAGUGCAGCGAAUGUGGAGAAUGCAACCCUCCCCUUCCACGACAUUGUCAUCGUUGCUGGGCCGUAUGCAAGGACUGGCUUCCAGAGGAUAAAACUGUUCAGAAAGCCAGCUUUUCAUCUUCAGCAGAACUAGAACAAGGUAAAGGUAUUGAUGUACCUGACUGCAAGUUAGUUAAGCAGGAAUCACUUCAGGAAUCCAGUAAUGAGGAUGAUAAUUUUACACAGUCUUCAGAAUCUCAAGAAACUAUAUGUUCGCAGCCAUCUACAUCUAGUAGCAUUUACAGUAGCCAAGAGGAUCUCAAAGAAAUUGAUGGAGAAGAAGCAAAAGACAAGGAUGAAUGUUCGGAGACCAGUUUGCCUUUAACUAGCAUAGAACCGUGCGUUAUUUGUCAGAGUAGACCCAAAAAUGGUUGUAUUGUUCAUGGCAGGACAGGUCAUCUUAUGGCGUGCUUUACAUGUGCGAAAAAACUGAAAAAACGCAAUAAGCCGUGCCCUGUUUGCAGGCAGCCAAUCCAAAUGGUCGUUUAUACCUAUUUUAGUUGAAAGAAGGAAAACUCUUCAGGAUAAGAGGUUAUGACAUUUGCUUUACAAUGUUCCUGUCCACAUCCGUAAAACCAUUAUAGGAUGAUGAUUCUACUUUUGUGGAGAAAAGAAUUUAUUUGCAUCCUUAAUGUCAUUGAAGUAAACUAUUUCCUUUGCUAAAGCAGCUUCUGAAGAGCAGUCUUCCUUGAGAGCUAAUAAGGCAGAUAUCUGGGUUUUUUUUCUCCCCUUCACAAUUUAUAUAUUUUUUAUUGUUCGUCAACUACCUCCAGAAGUCCAUUUUCUGGAAAUGUGCAAUAUGGCACAGGGACAGCAUGCAAUUGACAAGAUUGUCAUAAUUGGAAACCGUACCAUCAUUUUAUGCAGUUUCUUAAUUCUGUUAAGGAUGCUUUUGGCCACAUUGAUAUUAUUUUGUGUCUGUAUCCCAUUUCCCAAUACAACUGCAGAGGUCGUGUGUGUCCCAUAAAAGAAUUGCUCUAUAAUCCACUGCUGCCAUGCCAAUUUAUUGAUGGAAUUUUAAACCAGUGUUUCAAGAAGUGAAACACUCAAAACGUGAUUUCAGUGUACUCUAGUGGAAGGAAUUAAAAUUUGCAGCUUUU
This is a messenger RNA of Protopterus annectens (West African lungfish), 2294 nucleotides long. It is a transcript of the gene MDM2, whose product is annotated as MDM2 proto-oncogene. Gene Ontology annotation, cellular component: nucleus. The record is from RefSeq and is a predicted model, not a curated record. Gene Ontology annotation, biological process: regulation of cell cycle; negative regulation of apoptotic process. NCBI's taxonomy places the organism in Eukaryota, Metazoa, Chordata, Ceratodontiformes, Protopteridae. Gene Ontology annotation, molecular function: identical protein binding; ubiquitin protein ligase activity.